This is a messenger RNA of Gorilla gorilla gorilla (western lowland gorilla), 2338 nucleotides long. RefSeq names its product solute carrier family 22 member 3 (gene SLC22A3). The record is from RefSeq and is a predicted model, not a curated record. Gene Ontology annotation, molecular function: transmembrane transporter activity. Lineage: Eukaryota; Metazoa; Chordata; Mammalia; Primates; Hominidae. The coding region runs from base 90 to 1760 and encodes 556 amino acids. Gene Ontology annotation, cellular component: membrane. The transcript is spliced from 11 exons. Gene Ontology annotation, biological process: transmembrane transport.
GGGGAGGCGGCGGAGUAAAGAGAGGCCGCCGGCUGGGUCCGCGGGUCACUCCGAGGCGCGGGCUGCGGGCUGCGGGCGGCGGGCGCACCAUGCCCUCCUUCGACGAGGCGCUGCAGCGGGCGGGCGAGUUCGGGCGCUUCCAGAGGCGCGUGUUUUUGCUGCUGUGCCUGACGGGCGUCACCUUCGCCUUCCUCUUCGUCGGCGUGGUCUUCCUGGGCACGCAGCCCGACCACUACUGGUGCCGCGGGCCAAGUGCCGCGGCGCUGGCCGAGCGCUGCGGCUGGAGCCCGGAGGAGGAGUGGAACCGCACGGCGCCCGCCUCCCGCGGCCCAGAGCCCCCCGAGCGCCGCGGCCGCUGCCAGCGCUACCUCCUGGAGGCGGCCAACGACAGCGCCUCCGCCACUAGCGCUCUCAGCUGCGCGGACCCACUCGCCGCCUUCCCCAACCGUUCGGCGCCCCUUGUGCCGUGCCGCGGCGGCUGGCGCUACGCCCAGGCCCACUCCACCAUCGUCAGCGAGUUUGACCUUGUCUGUGUCAAUGCGUGGAUGCUGGACCUCACCCAAGCCAUCCUGAACCUCGGCUUCCUGACUGGAGCAUUUACCUUAGGCUAUGCAGCAGACAGGUAUGGCAGGAUCGUCAUUUACUUGCUAUCCUGCCUUGGUGUUGGCAUCACUGGGGUUGUGGUGGCCUUUGCACCAAACUUCCCUGUGUUUGUGAUCUUCCGCUUCCUGCAAGGUGUAUUUGGAAAGGGGACGUGGAUGACUUGCUACGUGAUUGUGACAGAAAUAGUAGGUUCGAAACAAAGGAGGAUUGUGGGAAUCGUGAUUCAAAUGUUCUUUACCCUUGGAAUCAUAAUUCUCCCUGGAAUUGCCUACUUCAUCCCCAACUGGCAAGGAAUCCAGUUAGCCAUCACGCUGCCCAGCUUUCUCUUCCUCCUUUAUUACUGGGUGGUCCCUGAGUCUCCCCGUUGGCUGAUUACUCGGAAGAAAGGAGAUAAAGCAUUACAGAUCCUGAGACGCAUUGCUAAGUGCAAUGGGAAAUACCUCUCAUCAAAUUACUCAGAGAUCACUGUUACAGAUGAGGAAGUUAGUAAUCCAUCCUUUUUAGAUCUGGUGAGAACUCCCCAAAUGAGGAAAUGCACACUUAUUCUUAUGUUUGCUUGGUUCACAAGCGCAGUGGUGUAUCAAGGACUUGUCAUGCGCCUGGGAAUUAUAGGGGGCAACCUCUAUAUAGACUUUUUCAUCUCGGGCGUGGUGGAACUGCCAGGAGCUCUCUUGAUCUUACUAACCAUUGAGCGCCUUGGACGACGCCUCCCCUUUGCGGCAAGCAAUAUAGUGGCAGGGGUGGCAUGCCUUGUCACUGCGUUCUUACCAGAAGGAAUAGCAUGGUUGAGGACCACAGUGGCUACAUUGGGAAGACUAGGGAUAACCAUGGCCUUUGAAAUUGUUUAUUUGGUAAAUUCAGAAUUGUACCCAACAACAUUACGAAAUUUCGGAGUUUCGCUCUGUUCAGGUCUGUGUGAUUUUGGGGGAAUCAUAGCCCCGUUUCUGCUCUUUCGGCUAGCAGCCGUGUGGCUAGAACUACCUCUGAUCAUCUUUGGUGUCCUGGCAUCCAUCUGUGGUGGCCUUGUGAUGCUUUUGCCUGAAACCAAGGGUAUUGCCUUGCCAGAGACAGUGGAUGAUGUAGAAAAACUUGGCAGUCCACAUUCCUGUAAAUGUGGCAGGAAUAAGAAAACCCCAGUUUCCCGCUCUCACCUUUGAGGCCCCCGACAAAGACAGAAAGAAGGAGCUAUCCAGGAGCUGAUCCUCCUUGCAAAGCUGUGCCUUGCAGAGACGCACGUGUGCAUUUCAGCUACAUCAUGCCGCGCUGUUGUAAUACUGUAUAAAGACCUCAAUCUAUCCAGAGUAUUUUUAUAUAAUGUUGGAUGAGUUAGGAUUUGUAAUGCUGUUGAAGUUUCUGGGAACACAUAAUAUGUAGCCAGUUUAACAAAGAACCUGUCAGGUGCACAGCCCUUCCUGGGUUUUUUUGUUGUGUUCCCUGUGGUCUCUGACCCAUUAGGCUAAAGAGAGACAAGGGAAGCCCCCGACCUGAUUCUUAUGACAGCUCCAUCAAGAAUGUGGGAUGUGCCGACCAAGGAUUUGAGAAAGUUGUACAGAAAUGUGUUCAUCAAAUCUGAUCAGUCAAGGGACUAAGCCCCUAGCUGACCAUUCUGAAGAUUGCACGGAGGAUGAACAUUUGGGAAUCCUGUUAAUGAGAAGGCUGAAUCACAGGCACCUGGGCCACAGGGUGUGAGCAUUCAUGUUCUCUGCUCACCUUGGUUUCUGCACACUUUCGCAAU